Messenger RNA from Saprolegnia parasitica CBS 223.65, 750 nucleotides. RefSeq lists its product as hypothetical. NCBI's taxonomy places the organism in Eukaryota, Oomycota, Saprolegniomycetes, Saprolegniales, Saprolegniaceae. The record is from RefSeq and is a predicted model, not a curated record. Gene Ontology annotation, molecular function: protein serine/threonine phosphatase activity; cation binding. Bases 1 to 750 code for a protein of 249 amino acids. Gene Ontology annotation, biological process: protein dephosphorylation. The transcript is spliced from 2 exons.
AUGCAGCGUGGCACGCCGACGCUCGGUCUGCACGCGACCACCGACAUUGGCAACGUCCGCAAGACGAACGAAGACACAUAUGUGCUGGCGCCCAACCUUCUGACUCGCGACAAUGACGUCGCCGCAUCCCGGUCGCUGGUUGCAGUCUUUGACGGCCACGGGGGCCGCCGCGCCGCCGAGUACCUCGAGACCCACUGUGUCCGUGUCUUCACCGAGAGCGAGGCGUACGGCUGCGAUACAAAGGCGGCGCUAACAGCAACCUGCCAGCGCCUCGAUGCCGCAUUCCUCGCGCUCGCCGCCGACGGCGGCUCCUUUAACGAUGGCGCCACCGCGAUCAUCGUCGUCGUCGAACAACGACAUGACGCGUCCGUCGUCGUCACGACAGCCAACGUGGGCGACUCGCGCGCACUCUUGUGCCAUGUCAAGCAGCCGCCCGUCGCCUUGUCGGUCGAUCAAACGGCCGCGCGGGACGACGAGGCAAGCCGGGUGUACGCGGCGGGUGGCUUUGUCGCGUACAAGAACAAGUUUCGGCCGCACAUUGCGACCCUCUCGGGCGUGAAGCGGCGCUUGCGAGGGACAAAGGAAGCGUGGAUGCGGUCCCUCGGGCGACCGCUGCGCGUGUACCCCGGUGGCGUCAUGUGCUCGCGUUCGAUUGGCGAUCUCAACUGCAAGCAAUCCAAUGUGCUCAUUUCGGACCCCGAAAUCACCGAAAUCGAGCUCAGCACCGACCACGUAUGCGCCGUAAAAUGA